AUGAGAGGCACUCCAAUAACCCCUUACGAGUAUUCAUCUGCAAAUGAUAAUGGUGGGGUUCCUGAAAUGAGAGGUGGAGCAGGAAGACCUAGCCCUUAUAUACAACCACCUUCAGCUUGGUUGAAUCAAAGGCCUCCUCUCGAUGUGAAUGUUGCUUAUGUGGAAGGUCGUGAAGAUGCUUAUGUGGAAGGUCAUGAAGAUGGUGAAAGAGGAGGCCCUCAUCAGCCUACAACACGGGUGAUUAUUAUUUAUGGUACAGCUCAAUUUGAUAAGGUGACAAGUACCAAAAGCAGGUCGAAAUGCACUUUGAAGGACGGCAUCAUGCACAAACAAUAA
Molecule: messenger RNA, 336 nt
Organism: Fraxinus pennsylvanica
Lineage: Eukaryota; Viridiplantae; Streptophyta; Magnoliopsida; Lamiales; Oleaceae
Source: the annotation of a GenBank genome assembly